UUACAAGGUAGGAGGGGUUUGGUCAGGCCACCAAAUACCUGAAGGAAGCAGUACGAUCUUCACCUUCCAAUGCGAUAUUGUUACGUGUAAGUCCCUGAGUAGGUAGGUACAUCGUCAAUUCCAGACUCGAAGCACAAUCCACUACGGGGGACGAUGGAUGAGCCCGUGCCUCGUCAUAUCGACAUUGCCGAUGUCGACGGCAUUGGAAAAAGGUCGUUCGCCCAGAUUGGCCUGAUCAAGAAUUCCGACUACGCCAUAAAAAUUGCAUCAAAUAAUACCCAUCAGCAUCAUGAACGAGAAAAGGAGGUUUACGAGCGCCUUGGCCAGCACACACGCAUUCUCCAGUACUACGGCGAGGUCUUAAUUCAUUCAAUCGAGCGGACACAGCGUGGUUUGCUCCUUCAACACCACAGGAAUGGAACCCUGGACAAGUCUAUUCGCCGGUGACUCGAACGGCCUACGAGUAGGGUGGGAAAAAAACCCUCUAUCAUGAUCUUUACUUGUGUCACUUGCGAAGGCUGACCGAUCUGGUGCCCAGUUU
Messenger RNA from Thermothelomyces thermophilus ATCC 42464, 541 nucleotides. RefSeq lists its product as uncharacterized. The record is from RefSeq and is a predicted model, not a curated record. The transcript has a single exon. Gene Ontology annotation, molecular function: protein kinase activity; ATP binding. Lineage: Eukaryota; Fungi; Ascomycota; Sordariomycetes; Sordariales; Chaetomiaceae. Gene Ontology annotation, biological process: protein phosphorylation. Bases 154 to 447 code for a protein of 97 amino acids.